Paraglomus brasilianum is the source of this 858-nucleotide messenger RNA. NCBI's taxonomy places the organism in Eukaryota, Fungi, Glomeromycota, Glomeromycetes, Paraglomerales, Paraglomeraceae. The record is from the annotation of a GenBank genome assembly.
AUGCCUCGUCAUAGCAAGAAUAAUACAGCCCUUUCGUUCUUUACCUAUGCAGAGAGCCAGGCUCUCGAUUAUGGCACCAAGAAGCAACGUCUGGGCCGCGAUUCAAUGCGCAAUUUUGACGCUUGCUUUUUAUGUCUACAGCGUGCACGAGAUCCACAAGUGAGAAUUGCGCCAUUAUCUUCAAACAAAAAGAGUCGCAAUGGAACCAAAGAAAAGACGCCGGAGUUGAGUAAUAUAGACAAAAAUGCAGCAUCUAGUGUUCCUAAUACUCAGACUAGGACUGGGACUAAAAGAAAUAUUGACGAAGUAGGAGAGGCAAUUGAAGGAACCAACAAAAAACAAAAUUUUCAUCUUGACGGGGACGAACUUCGAGCGAUUGCUCAACGGGAACAUGAGGAGGCACUGAAGAGGCUGGAAGAACAGAAGGCAGAAGCUGCCAAGCCGAAAUUGCCCAACUUCUGGUUGCCUUCACUUACUCCAUCUGCUGAUCCAGACGAGGUUCAGACGAUUAAAUUGCGAACUGUUUGUACCGCUAGUGAUCCCGAACAUCCUAUAAGUAUCAAGGCACUCAUUGCGACCAAGUGGACCGAAGUUGAAGAUGCAAAUUCAAAGUCAUUUGUCUGUCCAUCAUGCCGUCGAACCUUGACAAACACGAUAAAAAUAUCACUUACGAAACCAUGUGGACACGUAAUAUGCAGUUCGUGUGUUGAUAAAUUUGUAAAAAAAUCGAAAAAAUGUUUUGUGUGUGAUGUAAAAUGCAAAGAUAAAGAUGUAAUUGAUAUGUCGGGUGAAGGUACUGGAUUUGCGAGUGGUGGUGGUAAAGUUGUCGCUCGAAAGUUUGAUGUUGCAUUUCAAUAA